AUGGCUGAAUUUCUUUGGAAAAAUUUAGAAAAAACCCAUUUUGUUGAAGUCCCCUUUUUUCUUGUUUAUAUUUUACUUUUGGCUUAUAUUAUUGGCUCUGCACAACUUGUAGCUUAUCUCGAAGAUUGGAAAUUCUUUGAUUCUCUUUAUUUUAUUAUGAUGAGUGUAAUGACUAUUGGCUUUGGAGGUGAAAAUAAUAAUUAUUUGAUUGAAGAAUUAAGAAGUAACUAA
This is a messenger RNA of Meloidogyne enterolobii, 231 nucleotides long. The record is from the annotation of a GenBank genome assembly. Lineage: Eukaryota; Metazoa; Nematoda; Chromadorea; Rhabditida; Meloidogynidae.